Serendipita indica DSM 11827 is the source of this 1755-nucleotide messenger RNA. The record is from the annotation of a GenBank genome assembly. NCBI's taxonomy places the organism in Eukaryota, Fungi, Basidiomycota, Agaricomycetes, Sebacinales, Serendipitaceae.
AUGUUGUGCUCGUCAGUCGCCUCCUUUCUUGCUUUCGCCCUCGUUGGAGGUGCCAGCCACGCCUUUGCUGCUACGGCAGAGCAGUGGAAAGAGCGUACAAUCUACCAGAUCAUUACCGAUCGCUUCGCCCUCCCAACGUCCAUAGAUCAAUCCACAUCCUGCAACGUCACUGACCAAACCUUUUGCGGUGGAACAUGGAGCGGCAUCACCGCCAUGCUGGAUUACAUUACAUCCAUGGGAUUCACUGCGAUCUGGAUCAGCCCCGUCCACAAGAAUUAUGAUGGUCCACGCACGGCGUAUGGUGAUGCGUAUCAUGGCUAUUGGGUUACCGACAUUGGAGCGCUCAAUGAUCGCUUCGGUACCGCGGACGAUCUCAAGACGUUGGUUGCUGAAGUCCAUCGUCGUGGGAUGCUAAUCAUGGUUGAUAUCGUUGUCAAUCACGUCGCAUCAGUCACGACGACUCCAACGGACUAUUCUCAAUACUACUUCAAGGAUGCGUCCAAAUAUCACCCAUACUGCCCUAUUCAAUACGGUGACGGUCAUUCUGAGCAACAAUGCUGGAUGGGCGAUACCAAGGUUGCACUCAUGGACGUCAACACUGAGAACCCAGACGUCGUCAGCAGCUACAACUCGUGGAUCAAGGACUUUGUGCAUGAAUACUCUAUCGAUGGACUACGACUCGACGCGGCAAAGCACAUUCGAGGCGACUUUUGGCCAGGCUUUUGCCAAAGCGGAGGAGUGUUCUGCAUGGGGGAGCGGCACGGUGGCAGUAUAACCCUGUGCAACCUUCUGCUGUGUCGUCGGCUACCUGGAGGAAGUGGCUCAGACCCAGUCGGCAUGGAUAGUAUCCUCAACUUUCCGCUCUACAAUGCCCUUGUUCAGGCUUUCGGUAUCACGGGACAAUCUACCGACGGGACGUUGGAUCUCACGGUACUGGAGCGCAAAGUCAACGAUAUGAACGGUGCUUUUGCGGACGUAGGUGUGCUUGGGAUCUUCCUCGAGAACCACGACGUCCCCCGAUGGUCGAACAUCAGCGUGGAUCCUCAAAGCCUUUACAAUGCACUCACGUUUCUGUGGAUGACAGACGGCAUUCCAAUUGCGUACUAUGGUAUCGAGCAGGGCUUCCACGGCGGACCUGAUCCAUCGAACCGCGAAGCUCUUUGGCCUUCAUCGUACGCCAACACUACGACUGUGCAGAUCCUCACUAAGCUCAACCAACUCCGCAACUGGAUGAUCAUCACCGCAAAGCAACGUCUUUCGAAGCGGGUCGAAGAAGGCAUCGCGUGGCAGGAUAACGAGAAGGUGUACAAGACCCACCAUCAGGAAACCACUUUUUCAAAGGACGCUGAUGUUCGGAGCUCGUAUAUCAGCACGCCGCCUGUCAUUGUCGGGGCGACAAAAGAGGCAAUGGCUAUUACGAGGGGUGGAGUGAUCGGGGUUGUGACCAACAUUGGCUCUCCGCCACAGAAUAUUAGCUUCCCGGUCUUGACACCAUACGAGCGAAGCGUAGCGACGACAGACAUCUUCUCCUGCGUACAAUAUGCUGUCGGUAGUGAUGGCAUCGUCUCAGUCGAGUACUCUAAAGGUGGUCGCCCAAUUAUUCUCGUCCCAAGCGUCUGGCUACCUGGCUCCGGAUUCUGCGGAUUCAAGGCGGAUUCAAACGCACUCAUUGGCGUCGAGACUGACGGCGCUUAUAAAUGCGGUGUCUCAGUAGUCAACUUAGGAUUGCUGGUACUAUUGAUGUUGGUGAUGUGA